Messenger RNA from Microthlaspi erraticum, 1236 nucleotides. The record is from the annotation of a GenBank genome assembly. NCBI's taxonomy places the organism in Eukaryota, Viridiplantae, Streptophyta, Magnoliopsida, Brassicales, Brassicaceae.
AUGGGUAUUUUGUCGGAUGACGUUGUGAUAAUCAGACAGUCGGAGAAAGAAGGCGACCCGAGUGUUAUCACCAUCAAUUGCCCAGACAAAACUGGCCUCGGUUGUGACCUCUGCCGUAUCCUCCUCUUCUUCGGUCUCAACAUUGUCAGAGGAGAUGUAUCCACUGACGGAAAAUGGUGUUACUUGGUGUUCUGGGUGAUUGGGAAACCAAACACGAGAUGGAAUCUGUUGAAGAUGAGACUUGUAGAGGCAAGUCCUGCCUUUUCUUGGGCCUUUGGUAUCUCAAGAUGUUACCUUUCUGACUCUGAGUUACAGCCUCCGAAGCUUCCUGAUCUUUUCCUAUUGAAGCUAGGUUGCUCUGACCGCAAAGGCCUUCUCUUUGAUGUCACAGAGGUUCUUUACAAGCUUGAGAUUAACAUUGAGAAAGUGAAGAUAUCAACUACUCCUGAUGGAAAAGUUAUGGACUUGUUCUUUGUUACAGACACUAGGGAUCUUUUAGGAACAGAGAAGAGGCGGGAUGAAGUGUAUGAGUACCUGAGAGAUGCCAUAGGAGAGUCAUUGGUGAGCUAUGGCAUUGAACUCGUUGGCCCUGAAAUCAGAGCUCGCUCACAGGCUUCCUCAUCGGUUGCAGAAACAUUGUUCUCCUUGGAUGUCUCGGGAGAGCAUCCUAGUGGGUUACACACUUCAAACAGUGUGUCUAUUUCAGUUGACAACUCGCUGAGCCCAGCUCACACUCUCGUUCACAUCACUUGUCAAGAUCACAAAGGCCUUCUCUAUGAUAUUAUGAGAACUUUCAAGGAUUUCAACAUUCAGAUCUCAUAUGGGCGUUUUACAAUCAAACGAGGAAGGAACUGUGAGAUCGACUUGUUCAUCGUGCAGUCUGAUGGUCGGAAGAUACUUGACUCAAGCAAGCAAAAUGCGCUGAUAUCUCGAUUAAGAGGAGAACUACAGCAACCUCUGAGAGUGGUAAUCAUGAAUCGAGGUCCGGAUACUGAACUUCUAGUCACAAACCCUGUUGAGUUGUCAGGAAAGGGACGGCCACAAGUCUUCUACGACAUUGCACUUGCCCUCAAGAAGAUCAAUACCUGUAUCUUCUCGGCUGAAAUUGGAAGACAUGUGACGGGAGACAGAGAGUGGGAAGUGUACAAAGUGUUGAUCAACGAAGAAGAGAGCUUACAAGUCCGGAGAAGCAAGAUAGAGGAACAAGUGUGGAAUACUUUAAUGGGUUGGGAGUGA